AUGCUUAUGAGUAUAACAGGAGCACAACUUGGAACUGCUUUUCAACUGCUGGUGUCGGGCUUCAUAGCUGACUACUGGGGCUGGCCCGCUAUUUUCUAUAUCAAUGGAGCUCUAGGUGCUAUAUGGACUGCAGCUUACGUCAUGCUCGGUGCAGAUUCUCCCCAAACCUCAAAAAUGAUCAGCGCCGAAGAGAAAAUUUAUAUACAACACUCUCUAGGUCAAGUUGGUGAACAGAAAAAACUUAAAACUCCUUGGAAAGACAUUUGGACAUCACUCCCAUUCUAUGCUGUAAUUAUUGCACAUUGUGGACAAAACUGGGGUUUUUGGACGUUGAUGACCGAAAUCCCUUCAUACAUGAAGAAAAUACUUGGAGUGGAUAUUAAAGCAAAUGGCGCCAUGUCAGCUCUCCCGUACUUGGUCAUGUUUAUACUGGGCUUUCCCUUCGGCUUUGUGUCAGAUUAUGUUCUCAAAAAGCAAUGGAUUAGCAUCACCGUCUGUAGAAAAAUUAGCAACACGAUUGGUAUAUGGGGGCCGGCGGUGACUUUAAUUGGUUUGUCGUACGUACCGGCGGGUAACAUUGUGUUAGCCGUGACACUAUUGACAGUUGUGGUGGGGCUCAAUGCUGGACAGUAUACCGGAUAUUUACUUGUUCAUAUCGACAUGGCGCCGAACUUUGCAGGAUCGAUGAUGGGAAUAACCAACUUCUUCGCUAACAUUAUCUCAAUCAUGGCGCCACUCAUGGCUGGUCUUAUCCUACAAGAUGAGAGGGAUCCCUAUCAGUGGUACCAAGUAUUUUAUCUGUCGUCUGGUAUAUACUUCGCUUCAAACCUGUUCUUCAUUAUAUUUGCUACGAGUGAGAGGCAGAAAUGGAACGAACCCAUUACUGAUGACGAACCUGAAAGAACUACGAAGGCCGUUUAA
Molecule: messenger RNA, 921 nt
Organism: Arctia plantaginis
Lineage: Eukaryota; Metazoa; Arthropoda; Insecta; Lepidoptera; Erebidae
Source: the annotation of a GenBank genome assembly